ACCCUACAUUUUCUUGGCAACUGCUAUAGCAUUUCCACAUACCUUCUACUUGUCUCUAAAUGAUAAACGAAUUACUGAUAAUUUUGAUGAAAAUUGGAAGAUCAAAAAAAUUAGAAAAUAAAUACAAAGCCCAACAGUACAAUCAAACACUAAAGUCGUCCCUCAAAGUAAUCUGGGUUAUUCAUGUCAGGUCAGGUCUCUUCCUCAAUCUCAAACUGUUUAAAUUCCAAGGCUUGAGUUGAGUUUGGGUUUUGCAGUUGGAGAAUAAUGAGUGAUACUAACGGUAAAAUUAACAAGAGCAUUAGACAGACAGAAUCAUCGUCCCGUUUGUCACCUUUGGCUAAGCCCUUCAACUUCAAUAACCAGGCCCAUGAAUAUGAUGGUCAACAAUCCUUUAACUCAUUUUCACUUGACCUCUGCAAUUUGAAACAACUUUAUGAUUAUGGUGGGUGCUAUGAUCAAUCGGACCCUUUUCUAAUUCAUUCCGAUUCUGAUGCUAUGUCUUCGUCUUUCGCUAAGGCUGCCCAUCAAACUGUUAUUGGGGACCAUACCUCUUCGUUGUCUUCCAAUAGCUUUCCCAAACAAGAUGAAUGCACACAUCCUCAGCCAUCAGAAUAUAAGUCUCCUCAAGCUCGAGUUAUGAGACCAUCAGGAACUGUGGAUUCUUGUGGUGAUGCUGCUGUCAUGAUCGAGCCACACAUUCUUCUGAAUGCCAAUGAUAAGAUUGUUUGCCAUGAAAAUGUUCCCAUAGGUAAAGGGAAGGAAAAAAAGAAUGGUGAACAUGCCAAUAAUGAAGCUAUAGAUUCCUUGGUCAUGGCAACAAGAAAGUUGUCAAUCACUUCUCUUGACUGUCCUGAUGUUUUUUCCUUGGAAACUGAUGGUACUAAAUCGGGUGUCCCUGUCCAAAAUUCUUCUGUAGUGUUAGACCAGAAUGACUCUGACUCUGAUGUGGAUUCACCUUGUUGGAUAGGAACCGGUGCUUAUCAAUCUCCUUUUGAAGUUACUAAGCCUGUGGGUUCACAACUUCCUAGAAUUGAAAUAGAAGCACGUAAAACCUUGAAUCCUCUGGCACCUCAUUUUUUUCCUGAAAGUGCUAAACAACUUGCAAAUUUCCAUGAGAGUGAUUCUAAUGGAAAUGACCACUUGUCUUUCAUGAUGGAUCUAUGUGCGGGUUUUUCUUUCUCAACCAAAGAACAAAGAUUUAUUGAUUCUGUGAAAGCAGGAGCUUAUUCUUCAGAAAUGAGCAAUGUUAUAGGAACUCAAUGUUCUAAUAACAUUCAUGAUGGAGGAAAGAUAUAUUCCCUACCCAAAAAGUCAAAUAAUCUUUCUGUGCCCAAUUCUUUACUUGGUGAUCAACCAUUUCUCUUGGAAGAUUACCUUACUUCCAGUGGUCAGGGCGUGAUAGGGGCAGAUGUUACUGGUCCUAUGAAAAAUAUCAAAGACACUGUGUGUAAUGGUUCAUCUUGUGUGACUUCCGCUGUGACAGGGAAUUUCCGGAUUUUAUCUUGUUCUAGAGAUGGUGUUCCCUCAGUUGUUGAUGGGAAACUUCAAGGUGCAUCAAAGUCUACAUCUCCAAAAUUAGAUGUUCAAUCAGUGAUUAGUACAAUGCAUGAUCUAUCAAAGUUGCUUUUGUGGAAUUAUUCAAAUGAUUUAGAUUCAAUAAAUGAGCAUGAGCAUGAUAUGAUCCAGCAGAUAAUCAAUAAUCUUAAUAUCUGUAUGACAAACAAGGUUGGACAAAGGAUUUCAAUACCUGAAUCAGGUCAUCACUGCACUUUACACAGUCCUAUGAAGUUAUCUGAUUGCAACAAGGAAUUCAAGUUAACAAGGUUGAAGACUAUGACUGUUCCACAUGAUUGGGAAAGGCAAAAAAGUUGGUCCACUAGAUUUGACAAGAAAGUUGCCGGUCCUUCUUCUUAUCCAAUAAAUGGUGAAGGCAUUAAGAAUGGUGAUGCAUACACUGAGAUAAUCAGGAAACAAAAUCAUCAGAUUAUAGAAGGAAUGUGCUCUCAACCUUUGUUGCAUGGAAAUUCACAGGUUGAAUCUGAAGCUGCAUUACGUAUAUGAAAUGUUUUUUAGAUCUUGCAAACUGAGCUGGAAUGACGCAAAUCAGUCAGAAGAAUGGUUAAUGUUUGGAAGCGAAGGCUGCUGUGCAAGUAGCAUGUAUAGUUGUAAACUUAAGGCUACUCAUUACUAGUUUUUACUGGUUCGGCAAAAGUUUUUUGAGGCUCUUAUUAAGGGUUUGAUCCGUGUUAUUAAGGAAACAAUUUCUCGGUGGACGGUAGAUACAAGAUAUGGGGGAAGCCAUAAGCUGAAAGGUUCCUAUCCUUCAAUCCCCAACCAGCUGAUUAAGAUUCGGAGACUGAAGUUGCAUAAACGUGAAGAAAACAUUGUAGCACCGGAGAAUGUAUAGGUCAUUGUAAGUAAGAGAAACAUCAUUUGUUGGUAAAGCAUCUUCACAAUAUGUACUUAAACAUUAUAUCAA
Pistacia vera is the source of this 2482-nucleotide messenger RNA. RefSeq lists its product as uncharacterized. The record is from RefSeq and is a predicted model, not a curated record. Bases 268 to 2064 code for a protein of 598 amino acids. NCBI's taxonomy places the organism in Eukaryota, Viridiplantae, Streptophyta, Magnoliopsida, Sapindales, Anacardiaceae. The transcript is spliced from 6 exons.